This is a messenger RNA of Misgurnus anguillicaudatus (oriental weatherfish), 783 nucleotides long. RefSeq names its product leucine rich repeat and Ig domain containing 4a (gene lingo4a). NCBI's taxonomy places the organism in Eukaryota, Metazoa, Chordata, Actinopteri, Cypriniformes, Cobitidae. Gene Ontology annotation, molecular function: protein binding. Gene Ontology annotation, cellular component: plasma membrane. The record is from RefSeq and is a predicted model, not a curated record.
UUUCCCCGGCUGGGAGUUUGCAGGAGCUCAGUGUGUUCCUCGCUAGCCACCGACAGCCUCACUGGACUCGAUCUCACCCUCAGCCACUGUUACCUGAGCUCCAUACUGUAUUAUUCACUGCGGCAUCAAGUGUAUGUUUAUUUGAAUCUGUUCUAUCACCCCAGCACCAGCGUUCAGUCCAACAUGCUGGCCGCUUUGUUACGAUUACAGGAGCUGCACUUUAUGGGUUGAAGUCUGCUGAGGGUGGAUCCAUAUGCAUUAACCAACCUUGCUUCUCUCCACCUUCUAAACAUGUCAGGUAAUCGGUUGGUGACAUUAGAGUCGGCAGCAUUCCAGUCUGUAGAAACACUGUAGGUACUGAGGUUAAAUGGGAAUCCGUUGACAUGUGACUGUCAUCUUUUGGUGACGCUCAGACGUCUUUGCUUUGAAGGACAUUCGGCAUCCUGUGCUUCUAUGCCGUUAACCUUUCGCCAAGCUUGGAUUCUUACCCACAAACCACAGGAUGUCCGUACGGAUGCGGGGCAAACCGUCCUGUUCUUCUACAAAGCAGAUGAAGACCCAGUGCCUUUCAUCUUCUGACUGAAUCCAAAGGGAUCCCUCCUCUUUUGCUCGAAUAGAAUUCAUGUGCUGAGCGAAGGGACUCUCGAAGUGCGUUACACGGAGGUACAAAACAGCGGCUACUACUUGUGCAUUGCUUUAAAUGCUGAAAGAAGCCACAGCAUCUUCAUCAGGCUCGUUCUUGCCAGAGGUGUGGCAUGCCGCAUCCGGCCGAGCACCGGUUGA